This is a messenger RNA of Elgaria multicarinata webbii, 6667 nucleotides long. It is a transcript of the gene TGM2, whose product is annotated as transglutaminase 2. The record is from RefSeq and is a predicted model, not a curated record. The transcript has 13 exons. NCBI's taxonomy places the organism in Eukaryota, Metazoa, Chordata, Lepidosauria, Squamata, Anguidae. Gene Ontology annotation, cellular component: mitochondrion. Gene Ontology annotation, biological process: peptide cross-linking. Gene Ontology annotation, molecular function: protein-glutamine gamma-glutamyltransferase activity. The coding region runs from base 204 to 2267 and encodes 687 amino acids.
UUUUUUUUUUUUCUUUUUCCUUUUUUCUUUAUUUGGUCUCACUUUCGGUCUGACGGCCUGAUAUCCACCCAGCUGAAGGGGUGUGUGCUCUGGAUGACUAUAUAAAUGGACACAAGAGUUGGGAGGUGCGCUGGCAACAGAUCUGGGAGCAACAGAAGGCAAAUCCAGGGCAGAGAAUUUAAAGGACCCUUGUGCUGAGCAACAUGGCAGAAGAUCUGCAGUUAGGAACAUGUGACCUGGAAUGCGAGCACAACAAUCGAGACCACCGGACCUCCGAGACGGGCUGCCAGCACCUCGUCAUUCGCAGGGGGCAGCCCUUCAUGGUCACCCUGCACUUCGCUGGGAGGGCGUACCAGGAAGGAGUGGACACGCUCACGUUCACCGUGGAGACAGGGCCGUGCCCCAUUGAAUCGUCAGGGACCAAAUCCCCUUUCCCCCUCUCUUGCACCCUGGAAGAAGCCACAUGGAGCUCAGCCGUGGAAAGCCAGGAUGGAGCUUCCCUGUCUGUGACCAUCUCCUCCCCUCCUGACGCCCGGAUUGGCCGCUACCGGCUGACCAUGGAUGCCUCCACAGAGCAUCAGGGCUCCAGCUUCAGCCUCGGGGAAUUCACCUUGCUCUUUAACCCGUGGUGUCCAGCGGAUUCCGUCUUUCUGGAAAACGAAGAUGAGCGCGUGGAAUACGUGCUGACUCAGCAUGGACUUAUCUACCAGGGAAUAGACAGUUACAUCUAUCCCACCCCAUGGAACUUUGGGCAGUUUGAAGAAGGGAUUCUGGACAUCUGCCUCCAGCUGCUGGACACCAAUCCCAAGUUCCUUCUCAACCAAGACAAGGACUGCUCCCGCCGGAACAGCCCCGUCUAUGUCAGCAGGGUGGUGAGCGCCAUGGUGAAUUGUAACGAUGACAAAGGCAUCCUGUAUGGGCGAUGGGUCAGCCCGUAUAGCGACGGAGUGAACCCCAUGGCUUGGAACGGGAGUGUGGACAUCCUCCAGAGGUGGCAGGAGUAUGGAUGCCAGCCGGUCCGAUAUGGGCAGUGCUGGGUUUUUGCAGCUGUGGCCUGCACAGUGCUCCGCUGCCUGGGAAUCCCCACCCGCGUGGUCACCAACUUCAGCUCGGCCCACGAUACGAAUGGCAACUUGAUUAUAGAGCAAUAUUUAGAUGAGAACUGGAGACUGCAAAAGGGAAACCGUGAACUCAUAUGGAAUUAUCACUGCUGGGUGGAGUCUUGGAUGACCCGUCCAGAUCUUUCAGGUGGAUACAAUGGCUGGCAGGCCCUGGACCCAACUCCCCAGGAGAAAAGUGAAGGUGUUUACUGCUGUGGGCCUACUCCAGUCAAAGCAGUCAAGGAAGGAGACGUGAAUCUGAAGUACGACGUAAAGUUUGUCUUUGCCGAGGUCAAUGCGGACGUGGCGUAUUUGGUGCUGCAGAGCGACAUGUCGCGGAAGAAGACCAUGUCCUCCACCUUCGUGGGCAAGAACAUCAGUACCAAGAGCGUGGGCAGAGAUGCCAAGGAAGACAUCACCCACAACUACAAGCACCGUGAAGGCUCGGAGGAAGAGAGGGCUGUGUUUGAAAAGGCCAAGCCCCAGAAGAAGGCCCCGCCCAUGGAGGAAGGCUUGAAAGUCAGGAUCAAAGGCUCUGAGGGCAUGAACAACGGCAGCGACUUCGACGUCUUUGCCGUCAUCAACAACAACACGGCCACCGAGCGCCACUGCCGCCUGAAGCUUGGCGCCCGCACAGUCACCUACAACGGGUCCCUGGGGCCGGAGUGUGGAUGCAAAGAUCUGCUCAAUGUCAAUUUGGAUCCUUAUGCAGAGAAGGUUGUCCCCUUGCGCGUCCUCUACGAGAAGUACGGUGACUGCCUGACGCAGGACAAUAUGAUCAAGGUGAUGGCUCUCCUUAUGGAACAUGAGACCAAAGAGAUGGUCCUUGGCGUCAGAGACAUCGUUGUCAAAAACCCUGAUAUCAAAGUCAGGGUCAUGGGGGAGCCGAUGCAGAAGCGCAAACUGCAGGCAGAGCUCUCGCUGACCAACCCACUGCCCACCCCGCUGAGCGGCUGCGUCUUCACCAUGGAAGGUGCCGGCCUCGUGGAAGGACAGAAGGUCAAAGAGCUUGACCGCCCCCUUGGGCCAGGCGAGGAAGCCAAAGUGAAGCUGGACUUCGUGCCUCGGCAGUCGGGCCUGCGGAAGCUGGUGGUGGAUUUCGAGAGCGACAAGCUGAAAGGGGUGAAGGGACACCGGAACGUCAUCAUUGCCCCUCUGCCCAAAUAAAGCCAGCCGUGAAAGGGCGAGGGUCGCGAGGGGCCUCCUGUUUGGCGACGGGGACAAGGCCCCCCCGCCGUGACCCAUUGAUUGCCCCUAUUGCAAUGAGCCUCCUCUUUGGCAAGACGGAUGACUCCAGUAGCAAAGGGAACCCGAGGCGGCCUUUUAAGCAAUGGCCCUUACACAGUAACCCCAAGUAGGGCAACGUACCCACAUCACCCCACACCCAACGCUAAAUGCUUCCUUUUUAGUUUUCAUCAGGGAAUGGAAAUUGGCAAUUUGGUCAUGUACGGAGUCCUUCCCCAGAUCACACGAUUUCCUUAGCUCCCAUGCAGCAGAAAUGAAGUAGAAUUCUAGGCUGCUUCAGGCUGCAGGUGGAAUACAUAAGUUUUGAGUGCUCCUCCAUUAUAUAUAUAGGCCUGUGCAAGUUCUAAAGCUCCCUGCUGGGCUAAUUUUCUAUGUGCAGGGAAAUGGUUUGCAUUGGGAAACAAUACAAAAAGUGACACCCCCACCUCAUGUUGUCUGGAGUGGUACAGUCCAUUCUCCCACUUCUGGACUUUACCACCUCAUUCCCACCUCAGGCUGUUGCAUGUAUAGGCCAGGAGAUACCAUGGGGGCUAGUGAGGGGGAGCAGGUCACUCCUUAAGGUAUCCUUCCUUGAUUUGGUAACCUCCAGCUUGGGGAGGCUGCCUUAAGGCGACUCACUUCCCUAGAAAUACUCAUUUCAGACAUGGGUGGCCCUUACUACGAGUUUUCCGUGGCCCAUUGAAAUAAUUAUGGCCUCCACGACACUUCCACACAGGGGCCACAAUGUUUCUGAGGCGUUUUGCCACCAUCAUGCAAAAGCCAUCUAAGAACCAGCACUGGUGUAUAUGGCGCCAUCUUGAAGUUGGGAACAUAGGACAGGGCCUUCUCUGUGGCAGCACCACUGCUGUGGAACUCUCUCUCUCCAAUGAUGUUAGGCUGGCCCUAUUUUUAUUCCGUUUUAGGAGGGCUGUUACAAACUUUUUUCUUCCCUGUGGCUUUUCAGCAUUUUAAGGGUGCAAUCCUAUUAGGGUGACCAUAUUUUGGAAACCAAAAAGAAGAACAACCUCAAACUUUAAAAAAAAAUCCUAAAGCUCAAUGGCUGGACAGAUCUGUUUCAAACUUGGCAUAGCUAAAGUCCUUGUUAAGAGCAAUCAUGGUGCCAAGUUUCAUCUCUUUUAUCUUUAAAAAUAACAUUAAAAAAAUUAAAUCCUCAAAUUUUAAAAAAUUCCUAAAAAUCAAUGGAUGAACAGAUCUGUUUCAAAUUUGGUAUGGCUAAAGCUCUACCUAAAAGCUAUCAUGGUGCCAAGUUUCAUGACUAUCUUAAAAAAUGACAGAGUUAUAAGCAUUUUUGUUAAUUCCCAUUAGAGCUGCUUUUUUGGGGGAAAUCCGGAUUUCCCCUCUCCCUCCCGGAUUUGUCAUCAAAAACCCGGGCAAAUCUGGGCAAAUCCGGUCAUAUGGUCACCCUAAAUCAUAUGCAUAUUUCAACAACCGAAAAUGUCCUACAAAACGUGGCUAGCUGGGGAGCGUGGGGGCUCUUUUCCGUCUAAACAUCCAUGGGAUUGCAACUUAAGUCUCUUACUCCCACACUCUGAUUUUAAGGUUUUCUUCUGCUCUCGAUUUCUGCUUGUCGGUGUUGUUUUAACGUUUAAAUGUUUUUUAAAUUGUGGAACAUUUUAAGUGUAAGACCUGGUUUGAACAUCAGCAACAACCCACGGCGAACAGACCCAUGGUUUAACCACGGGUUCAAACUCCAGGGUGUUCAUCUCCAAACACCUCUUGAGUUCUGGGUUCAGAUGCCGCAUAAACAAGCCAAGGGCGAGCUGUCCCUGGGGCGUUCGCUGCAGCGGAAGAUGGCAGGACGCAGCGCACACGGCAGCGGCUGCUCCAUUUCCGGAAACCUACGGGUUGUUGACGAUGUGCGAAACCGGUCUUUGUUUGGGCCAAAAGAGGACUCGUAUAAAUAAAUAAAGUAUUGUUGAGCCAACCCUUGUGGAAAUUCCAGUGAUCUUAGAAACACGAUUGCCUCUGUGUGGACGCUGUCCACUUUGGGACGUGGUUCUUGGCAGUCUACAGCUGGGAGCCAGAGCCUUGGGAGUGUCCCAGUGCAUCUGCACAAGGGCAUUUGGCAUUGUGGGGAGGGGCACAGAUGCUCCCCUCCUCACUGUUCCCCAAGUGGUUGUUUACAUGCUUUUCAACAGUUAACGAUUGCCGGACAUUCCUUAAGUGAAAGAAACGUCUCUAACUCCAAAACUAUCCACUAAAACCUACAGCCGCUAUCUUAUCAUGUCAGGGCUCUUGCGGUACACAGACAGAGCCGUUCCCCAGAACCCCUUGGAAUGUGUUUCUGCUAAAACCCUGAUCUUGCAUCCACCCAGCUGCCCUCGCCAGGCGAAGGCCGGGCACCGUUGUUUUGCGCGGGGCUGAGAGCUCUCCAGCCACCCUUUCCGUCGCGACUGAGAAGCACAUGGGCCUUCAGUCUUGGGUUUUUUCAGUCUGGUGGCAUCACUUCAAGAGCUGUACAGAACCUGAGCACAAAGAACAGACAGAGAGGCGCCCAGGGGAAAGCACAAAAGGAACAGAUGACCUCAAUAUUCCUUAAAUUGACUUGAAAAAUAGUGUUUAAAGUAACGAAGCGGCAUCCUAGGAGCUGCCCGCUUUUGAGCCUCUAGAUGUCAACUCUACGCAGGCGUGCUUUCUGUAAAAACUCUGACAAGUAGAACGUUUCAUGUUUAAGACGAAGCCGGAGAGGCGGUGGGCAGGCAGCCGGCAGCCGUGCCUGGGAGACAAACACAGACAUCAAAGUCAGAGAGCAGCUCGGAGCAGCCAGGGAUGCCGGCUGCAGCUGCUCGGCCCGGGUUCAACAGCUUCCCGCUUAAACCUUUUCCUUGGCUAUCUUUAAUUAUUUAGCUGUGUUUGUAACUGAAAAGGCUCUGCAGGAAAGCGAAGCGAACUUUGAGAACAAGGAAACAGCUCUCUGUCCCCCUCCAGUGCCGUUUCUGGGGAACAGAAACACCGAGACCAUUUCUGUUAGAACUGGCAAAGGUGUCGGCUUGUAGCCAUGAGGUCCUUGCCCCUCGCCAUUUCGCAAUGGACUUGGACUCUCAUGCCUUCCACAGCUGUGCGUCUGGUCAGAAGCCCACCGGGGAUGUUUUUAUCUGCAGGGGGGGAAAGAGGUUGGCACCUUUCAUGGCAAUGCUCCCCUGGCACCAGAUGCAUUGGACUACAACUCCUAUAAUCCCUAGCCUGCAGGGCCAUGGGGAGGUGUGGUCCGACACAUCUGUGGACACGCCAAAGAUGGAGCAAGAGUGCAGGGACUGGGAUAUAUGGGUGGAGCACAGCCAAGGAAGCGGAGGAGUCGAUCGUGAAAAAGUUGGACGGUCCCAGCUUCUCUAAAAGACUGGCUAUGAGGAGAGGGGUGAAAGAGGAGGAGGGAAUGCUGGGAUCAUGGCCUCAUGUGCCCCCUUUUAGCCUUGUGUGGUCUGAAGUAGGGUGACCAUAUGAAGAGGAGGACAGGGCUCCUGUAUCUUUAACAGUUGUAUUGAAAGGGGAAUUUCAGCAGGUGUCCUUUGUAUAUAUGAGGAACCUGGUAAAUUUCCUCUUCAUCACAACAGUUAAAGCUGCAGGAGCCCUGCCCUCUUUCAAAUCUGGUCACUUUAGUAUAGCUCCUGCACCUUUAACUGUUGUGAUGAAGAGGGGAUUUCACCAGGUUCUCCAUAUAUGCAAAUGACAUCUGCUGAAAUUCCCUUUUCUACGCAACUGUUAAAGAUACAGGAGCCCUGUCCUCCUUUCCAUAGGGUCACCCUAUCUGAAGUGACAUGUCCAGUUCACUAGCCGAGGUGGCUGCAGGGGCCCGACUAGUCUGCGAGGCAGAGGCGAAGGUGCUCUCUUGCUGUGGGGGGCAACAUUCCAGUCGAGAACCUCCGUCCCUCGGGGCCAAGGCUUCUAGUGUCAUCAGCCCCCCACCCUUUGCUCUCUUCUCCACUGGGAGAACAGAGGGACAUCCUUUACCGAUCUGAGCCACAAAACUCACACAAGCCCCAGUCAGUGAAGCCCCUUUCUGGUUUCAAAGUUCCCUGUUUGUCCCAAGAAGCUGCUGGGUCAUCCUGUUGCACACUGCUAAGGAACACUUUUUUAAAACAAAAACAAUUAAGCCAGCACAAGAGAAAAACGGCUGAAUAAUGUGAGCAAUAUAGUCAUGUGUGUUUGUGUAUACAAUAUAUAUAUAUUGCCGUGAUAGUAUUCCUAAGCUUGACUGUGUGCAGCCGGUUGUUUACUUGCUUUAUUUUUUAACCAACUUCUUUUGCAAAAACUGUUUUUGGAUGUUCCACUGAUGGGAAUUCACGAUGCAAAAUCACUGAAUAAAGAGUUUAUUUUUCACCUUC